Messenger RNA from Cottoperca gobio, 747 nucleotides. RefSeq names its product histone H2B-like. Bases 47 to 421 code for a protein of 124 amino acids. The transcript has a single exon. The record is from RefSeq and is a predicted model, not a curated record. Gene Ontology annotation, cellular component: nucleosome. NCBI's taxonomy places the organism in Eukaryota, Metazoa, Chordata, Actinopteri, Perciformes, Bovichtidae. Gene Ontology annotation, molecular function: protein heterodimerization activity; structural constituent of chromatin; DNA binding.
CUCCGGGACAUCUCUUCCGACUCAGGACAAAGAUCCACUGCUCAUCAUGCCGGACGUCACCGUGAAAGCGCCCAAGAAGGGCUCAAAGAAAGCCGUCUCUAAGACCGCCACCAAGACUGGCAAGAAGAGGAGAAAGUCCAGGAAGGAGAGCUACGCCAUCUACGUGUACAAGGUGAUGAAGCAGGUCCACCCCGACACCGGCAUCUCCUCCAAGGCCAUGGGUAUCAUGAACUGCUUCGUGAGCGACAUCUUCGAGCGCAUCGCCGGUGAGGCCUCCCGUCUGGCUCACUACAACAAGCGCUCCACCAUCACUUCCAGGGAGAUCCAGACCGCUGUCCGCCUGCUGCUGCCCGGGGAGCUGGCGAAGCACGCCGUGUCUGAGGGCACCAAGGCCGUGACCAAGUACACCAGCUCCAAGUAAACUGCUGUGAAGUCAACUACUCAAAGGCUCUUUUAAGAGCCACCCACUACAUCUAGAGACGUGUCCUGUCAGUUAAACAAUUUAUUAUAGAAAGUGUACAAUAUUUAUAAUCUAGUCCAUUCAAUAACUACAACAUGUACAAUUAAUAAACUACAGUACUGUCAUUGUGCUUUAAAUACAGGUGUACAAAUGAUCUGUCAGUUAUAGUAAAAAUAUCCUUUUCCUCCCUGCAUUUUAAUCAAGUAAAGGGAAUAUACUCUACAUAAUAUACCAUGACAAACUCCAGUGCUGAUUUUGUUGACAUGAAAUGGGCUAUUGCAAUGUUC